This is a messenger RNA of Zingiber officinale, 1521 nucleotides long. Its product is annotated as WAT1-related protein At5g64700-like. Gene Ontology annotation, molecular function: transmembrane transporter activity. The transcript has 7 exons. Gene Ontology annotation, cellular component: plasma membrane. NCBI's taxonomy places the organism in Eukaryota, Viridiplantae, Streptophyta, Magnoliopsida, Zingiberales, Zingiberaceae. The record is from RefSeq and is a predicted model, not a curated record. Bases 184 to 1239 code for a protein of 351 amino acids.
AUAAAGUUUGAAAAUUGUUAUUAGUACUCAACUUCUAUUAUUUUGACAAAUCUGGAUGAGUGUACAAAUAGCAAUAGGAACUCCUACAUAUACAUCAGUUCAAACACUCCAGGACUAUCAUUUACUUGAGGCCCAACUCCUUCAUUCUUUCCUUUCCAACCUCUCUAAAAACCAAAUUUAGUCAUGGUGAGUGAGAAUCGAGCUUUGGAGAACAUAAUGCUUCCGCUAGGCAUGGUCGCGGUUCAACUCUUCACCAUGGGCAUGCUCUUGCUCUCCAAAGUCAUCUUGACAAGCGGCACGACAACCGUUUUCAGUCUCCUUUGCUAUCGCAACGCGGUAGGGGCUCUCUUCAUGGCUCCUUUCGCUAUCUUUCUCGAGAGGGAGAUGAAGAACAAAUUGGCCUGCUCAGCUCUCUUCUGGAUUUUCAUCAAUGCAUUGUUUGGGGUGGUGAUGGCAAUGGGGUUGUACUACUAUGCUUUAGAAUACACAAGUGCUUCAUAUGCAGUGAAUUACUUGAACUUAAUCCCAAUUGUCACCUUCAUCAUAGCAGUCAUCAUUGGAUUUGAGAGAUUAGAGUUAAACAGUAAAGCAGGGAAAAUGAAGGUUCUUGGCACUUUGUUAUCAGUAGGUGGAGCUAUGGUGGUUAGUUUAUACAAAGGUAAAACUUUCCACAUAGGGGCCUUUCACCUUCACAGAAUUGAGAGCGAGGCAAAGGCAGUCGCGGAGCGAAACAUUUUUCGCAGUAGUCUCUUGCUGAUAGGGAGCAAUUUUAGCUUCGCAUUAUGGUUCAUCGUGCAGGUUAAAGUCUUCAAAGUGUUUCCUUCAAAGUAUUGGACUACAAUGCUGACUUGCUUGUUUGGAAGCCUCAUGGCAAUGCUCAUAGGAGUAGCUCUUGACAGAGAUUUAAGGCCAUGGAAGUUAGAUUUCAACUUAAAUUUAUUAACCAUCUUUUACUCAGGUAUUCUGAAUUCUGGAUGCACAUAUUGCUUGAUCUCAUGGGCAGUCUCAAGAAGAGGUCCAACAUAUCCAUCAGUGUUCAAUCCAUUAUCAGUCAUUUUUACAGUCAUUGCUGAAUCAAUGUUUAUGGGUGAAGAAGUCACAGUUGGAAGUUUGGUGGGUGCAAUUUUGAUAAUUGGAGGAGUUUAUGCAUUUCUUUGGGGUGGAACAGAAGGGCAUUCUGCACUGAAGAUCAGCAGUCUUCAAGAUGAGCAACAGCUUGAAGAUGGGCUUCCAACUUAGUCUUAUUGAUUGCUGCACUCACCCUUCAAAUUAAUUUGGAAAACCAACAACAACAAUAAAAAAACAAAAAAGCACAAGUAUUUUCCCACAUGAUCAGUGUGUUAUAAUGACUUUUGACUUUGUUUUAAGAUUGUUUUUCUGGUUGUGUGUUUUUAAUUUUGGGAGGUGAUUUUAGUUUAUGUUUUAGUAGUUCAUUCAUUAAUAAGCUCUGUUUAUCCCUUAUUUGCCCGAGAAAGAGGGAAAGGAAUGAAUUGUGGAAAACAUCUUUGAAAAGGAGAAACA